AUGGCAUCUGACAAUAAUUUUUGUGAUUUCCACAUGACAACACUGUAUGAUUCAUUGAUUAAUUAUGAAUUAUUCUUUGUAAAACAUCAGGCUGUGGCAAAUGUGGUUUUGUCCUGUCAAAAGACAAAUGGAACUAAUUUAUUUGAGGAGAGAGCUGACAUUUCACAUUUAUACUUUCAAAAGUUGGUAUUCUAUAUGAUUGUAAUGAAGAGUUGCUCACCCAUGUCCUUAUCAUUGAUUCAAAGUCAAUGGUCAUCUGUAGGAUUUUUUAUUCAGUCAUUUACAGAAAAGUCCAGUUGUUUAAACGAAACUCAACCUUCUAUAUUUGGAAAUGUACUAAUUGACAGCUCCCACAUUUCAAAUUCUGUUGAAUUAUGUUUCCAUCAUGGAGAUUGUGCAUUGUCUUUUAGUUUCUCUGAAAAAUUACUCGCCACAAAUAUCCUAUUCGAUUCCACAGGAAUGUUCUUCACUGAGAGAGUGAAACAACUACAUUUCUCCAAUUACCAAAGUAUUGGUAGGACCUCAAGAACAUACUUGACAGCAUUUGGUAGAAUUGUGAUGAAAAACUCCAUUUUCAGAGAUUAUGUCUAUAACUUUCCAUCACUCAUUAUUGAGAAUGGAAAUGUUGCUCAAUUGAGUGAAAUAGUUGCUUUAUCCAAUACUAUUUGGGCUUCUUUUAGAUAUAUUGAUAAUUUUUCUUUAAAGAAUGUCAAAGUGACUGGAAAUCAAAUUGUGAAUGUCAAAAUGACAUCUGAUAGUCCAAUAACAAUUACUAAUUGCAAUCAGAUUACAAUUGCUGACUCUUUCUUCAACAAGAACGUUGGAUACAUUGGAGGGAGUAUCCUAAUUAAUGAAUAUAUCAAUAUUGACCUGUUUAACAACACCUUUACAAAUUGUAAAUCUUUUAAAAAAGGAGGAGCCCUCAAUAUUGAAAACUAUCAACAAUCAUCACUCAUUACUCAAAGUACUAUCAAUAUCAUGAGCAAUACCUUUGAAAAUAAUUGGAGCUCAACUGUUGGAGGUGCCAUUUCAAUUUUAACAGCCAAUCAACUCUAUGUGAAAAAUAACAUUUUCAAAAGAAAUGCUGCAAACUCUGCAGGUGGAGCAUUUGCCAUCACGACACAUGUCAUUAAAGGAGAGUUGGAAUCGUACUUUGAAGAUAACAGUGUCACUGGCUCAUUUCAUUCCUUGAAUAAUUCACAAUACUCCUCUGAUUCGAAUCUUUAUUUGAUGGGAGCUGGUGGAGCUUGUUUGAUUCUAAAUAUGCCGCAGUUUAGUUUUGUCAUAUCUAGAUCUGUAUUUGUGGGAAAUGAGGCUGAGAAAGGAGGAGCUGUUGCAUGUGGAGCUGACUCGUUGAAAACAUCUAAACAGUUAGUUCAAGAAUGCAAAUUUAGUGAAAAUAGAGCUUCCAAAAUAGGAAAUGCUAUUUAUUUUAUUAGACCACAAAGUGUAAACGUAAUUGAUCAGGAAGUGAGUGGAGAUCAAGAGUUAUUCUCCUCAACUCCUACAGUUUUUGAAAUUUUAGAAAUGCAACCAAAUAUAGUAUUCCCUGGACAAUCAAUUUCCUUAACAGUAUAUUUGGAGAAUGUUUUUGGAAAUGUUGUGAAUGUCACUACUCAAAAUAUAAUGUUCAGUGCUCAGGAUGUUUUUGAAACUUUCCUUAGAUAUUCACCAAACAGUAAUUCCUCAUUAUUAUUUACUCCCUAUGCCAAAACAAGUAAUGUCAAAGAUUCUGUUCAGAAUUUAACACUUUACUCUGAAGAUGGUCGAUUGAGUAGAGUUUUAUCCUUCACACUAACUGAUUGUCCUUCGGGGUUUAUCAUGGAAAAGACAGUUUUCAACUCAUUGUUGGUAUACGAAUGUAAAAUUGACACUCGACUGAAUGUCAAGUUACUAAUUGGUCUCAUUGUUCCUCUUGGACUCAUUGUCUUGGUGAUUGGUAUCAUAAUCGGCUUGCUGACCUUCUUAAUUAUCAGAUUUGUCUUUGCACAAUUGAAAAUGUUAAGAGAAAAACAAAAAGCAGAAAAAAGUUUGGAAAUGCGAAUAAUUGACAAGAAGGUCAUUUUCAAUUCUUUUGAAAAUACAUCACAUAAUGAUUUAUCAAUUCCAUUAAUUGAUGAUUCAGCUGAAAAGGAAAAGAAACCAUCUUUUAUUAUUCCAAUAGAAAGUAUUGAAAUUAUUCGAAAGCUGGCUGAAGGUGGUUUGGGAAUUAUUUAUCUUGGUAAAUUGUGGAAGAAAAUUAACAUUGCCAUCAAAUUAUUGAAAUCAGACGAGCAAGAUGAUGAAUUUGAACAGGAAGUUUCACUUCUGAGCUCUUUAAGACAUGACAAUAUUGUGACAUUUUAUGGAAUUUGUGUCACUGAUCAAGGAAAGUACAUGAUAACAGAGUUUGUGGAGAAGGGAUCGCUCGAUAGGACUCUAUACAAGGCAAGAAUAGGUGAAAUUGAUUUGUCUCUCCAUCAAAAGAUUUCCAUUCUCAUAGCUACAGCCAAGGGAAUCGAAUAUCUUCAUUCAUUAACCCCAGUAGUUGUGCAUCGUGAUUUGAAACCUGGAAAUAUCCUACUAGACGAUAAGAAUAUUGCCAAGAUUUGUGAUUUUGGCUUGUCAAGAGUUGUGUCAACCACAACAAUGCAAAGUGUCAUGACUACCAAUUUGGGAACUUUAUUCUAUUGUCCAAGUGAGGUGAUUGAGGGACCAACUGAAACAAAUUUGGCCUCUAAACAAACAGCUACAAAGAUAGAUGUCUAUAGUUUUGCAAUUAUCAUGUGGGAAGUUUUUUUCGAGCUGGUUCCUUACUCUACAAAUGUCGAAAAAUUGAUUCCACAAUUUGAAAUUUCCAAGCAAGAGGAAGAAGCUCUCAAAAUUAAUGGUUUCAACAUUCCAUAUUAUGUAGUGAAGGGUGUGAGACCAUUUAUUCCUUUCAAAACUGAUGAGCAAAUACGAAAGUGGCUGGAACUCUACAUGCCAAACGAAUUGAAAAAUUCAGAAAUUAUUCUAAUUGUUAAGACUUAUUUCACAAUAAUGAAACAAGCAUGGUCUCACAAUGCCACAAAAAGACCUACCAUCGAUUCAGUUCGAUCAGAAUUGGAACAAUUGGAAGAAUUGUUAAGAAUCUAA
Messenger RNA from Naegleria gruberi, 3117 nucleotides. RefSeq lists its product as uncharacterized. The transcript has 4 exons. Gene Ontology annotation, biological process: protein phosphorylation. Lineage: Eukaryota; Heterolobosea; Eutetramitea; Acrasida; Naegleriidae. The record is from RefSeq and is a predicted model, not a curated record. Gene Ontology annotation, molecular function: protein kinase activity; ATP binding. Bases 1 to 3117 code for a protein of 1038 amino acids.